This is a messenger RNA of Osmia bicornis bicornis, 2930 nucleotides long. It is a transcript of the gene Nckx30C, whose product is annotated as sodium/potassium/calcium exchanger Nckx30C. Gene Ontology annotation, cellular component: membrane. Gene Ontology annotation, biological process: intracellular calcium ion homeostasis; calcium ion transmembrane transport. The record is from RefSeq and is a predicted model, not a curated record. The transcript is spliced from 7 exons. Gene Ontology annotation, molecular function: calcium, potassium:sodium antiporter activity; calcium channel activity. Bases 79 to 1806 code for a protein of 575 amino acids. Lineage: Eukaryota; Metazoa; Arthropoda; Insecta; Hymenoptera; Megachilidae.
GAGAACCGAGGACUCGCUAACGACGGCGAACGUCCUCGAGGGUGCGAGAUACCAGCACCAGCAACACCACCGACGACGAUGAUCGUGACAGGCGGCGAACGACGUACGUGUUGGAGGAGGAGGCGCCGAUUGGUGGUUGGGAUAAUGGUGUCGGCCCUACUGGCCCUAGUCAUCGGUCCUUCGCCCAUUCACGGACACAGGCCAGCACCCAACAAUCCCAUCAUUCUUCAGACUAGCAGCAGUACGACAACAACGCCCUUGUACCUGCACCCGAAUAGUACCGUCCUCCUAAUCAAUGGCAACAACAACAACUAUUAUAACAACAACAUCAACAAUGAGGGUGUGGACGACGGUUACAACAGCACCCUUCAUCAUCACCAUCAUCAGAUGGUCGGUGGUAACAUGACCGAGGAAAAAGCGCCACUCUUCCCCGAAGAUCUGUUUACCAUCCGUCAGAGACGCGACGGUGCCGUGAUACUUCACGUAAUCGGUGUUGUGUACAUGUUCGUCGCUUUGGCGAUCGUAUGCGACGAGUUUUUCGUGCCAUCGUUGGACGUGAUCAUCGAGAAACUAGAAAUCGCGGACGACGUGGCGGGUGCUACCUUUAUGGCGGCUGGCGGUUCCGCGCCAGAACUGUUCACAUCGAUAAUCGGUGUGUUCGUGUCGUUCGACGACGUCGGUAUCGGCACCAUUGUCGGCUCGGCCGUAUUCAAUAUUCUCUUCGUGAUCGGCAUGUGUGCAAUAUUCUCUCGUACCGUGCUAUCCCUCACAUGGUGGCCCCUCUUUCGCGACUGCACCUUUUACAGCGCCAGCCUCCUUACACUCAUAUUUUUCUUCCGUGACAAUUAUAUUUACUGGUACGAAGCGUUGGUGCUCUUCGGAUUCUACCUGGCAUACGUCAGCUUUAUGAAAUGGAACCAACCGAUGGAGAAGUUGGUCAAAAGAGUGUUCUACAGGAAUAAGGUGACCCGAGUUAGGUCCACCGAUCAGCUGAUGCCCUCGCACCAGAGCGCCGCCCAGGCAUUGCAGCAUCCGAACGCGACGAACAGUAGCGAGACGAGCGUGGGUGGCGUGUCGGGUGCAUGCGGAAACAGCGGCAUACCGGUGAGCGGAGAAGCCGGCUGCAGCAGCAGAGGUGGCGGGAGCAGCAGCAGCGGUGCCGGUGGCGGUGGUACGGCCGGACAGGGCUGCGAACAGGGAGGCCACGGUGGUGGUCCCACGUCUCAUUCCAGGGAGAGCCACGCCAAGUUCAGGCACGGCCUGUUACAGCUUAUGAUCCACACAAUCGAUCCGCUCCACGACGGUCAGUCCCGCGCCGGCAAAGUGGACGAGAAAGCGACGCAACUGCACGCGAUAGCGUCGCUGAAGGUGCUAUUGGAUGCGACCAGGCCGCACAAUGGCGCCGCGACGUCGACCGCCGCUCAUUAUUCCGGGACUUGUUCGAAAGAGACGACGCUGCAGCUGCAGGCAAGGGUUCCCAGUGGCACCACUACCACCACCACAACGACCACUACCACUGCCGGCACCACCAUUGGCAUCCAGGAACUUCCGAACGGUGGUAUAGCCGCUGGCCUCGACGCGGGCCUCGACGCGGGCCUCGAAUCGGGAGAGGAAGAUGAUGCUCCAGAAGCGUUGGACAUGGGCUGGCCCAGCAGUCCCAGAAAGAGACUAUCGUACAUUGUAUUAGCGCCAAUUUUGUUCCCUUUGUGGCUCACGUUGCCGGACACGAGGACACCCAGAGGGAAGAAGUUGUUCGCGGUGACGUUCCUCGGGUCGAUCCUCUGGAUCGCGCAUACUCGUACCUGAUGGUCUGGUGGCGAACGUGGCGCGGCGACACUAUUCGCAUACCGCCGGGAGUGAUGGGGGCUGACACUGCUUGCCGCCGGCACCAGUAUUCCAGACCUGAUCAGCAGCGUGAUUGUCGCGCGAAAAGGAGUCGGCGACAUGGCCGUGGUCGAGCUCCGUCGGUAGUAUAUUUUUGACGUUACCGUUGGGCUUCCGGUACCAUGGCUAUUGUACGGCCUGAUCUACGGAAGACCCGUCGAGGUGAACUCGGUGGGUAUGGUGUGCAGCAUAGCGAUCCUCUUUUGUAUGCUGCUAUUUGUGAUCCUGAGCAUAGCCUGUUUCAAAUGGCGAAUGAACAAGGGCCUCGGUUUCACGAUGUUCCUUCUCUACUUUGUCUUCGUCGCCGUCUCGUUGAUGUUCGAGUACGAGAUCCUCGUCUGUCCGGUCUAGGAACCAUCGCCAGCAACAACAACAGCAACAACAACAACAACAACAACGACGACGACGACGACGACGACGACGACGACGACAACGACGAGAUGUCGAAUGAACAAGAAGAGGUCCAAAGAAGAAAGGGUAUACAUAUACGCGCAUUUUACGGGUCUCGUCAUCGUGUCAUUAUCAUCGUCGCGCGUCGUCGUCGGCAUAGUCUAUUUCAGCCGACGCGCGACGCGACGAAGAGAAAGAGAAAAAAAAGAAAUGAAAUAAUCUUCCUCGAGCGCCGCAUCGAAGAGGAACAAACGACAACAACAGCCUUCCCGAGAUUAACUAUCGAAAACUGUUGAUGCACCCAUUCCCCUACCUCGUCCCCUAUAAGAAACCCUCGUUAACCCUUUUAUCCGUCGCCGAUUCUAUAUUUCAUGGUUAUACAAGAAAAGAAAAAGAAAAAGAAAACUGAUACACAGCUGAGGUCAGCGUUUACCACGGCGCUUUUUCGUUCUAGAUACGUAUGUAAAUACAAUAUAUUAUAGAAAACCUUGAAAAUACCUGAAACAAAAUACUCAUCUCGUUUAAGAAUUAAUUAGACGCAGCGAGUGUGUCGGCCAAUCGUGCCAACGAUCGGAAUUACAUCCACUUUAUACAUAUAACGUGAAAUCUUUCUUGCUGCUACCAAUUCGACUUUCUCCCUUUUAUCUCUUCUUCUU